This is a messenger RNA of Rattus norvegicus (Norway rat), 4880 nucleotides long. RefSeq names its product pseudouridine synthase 10 (gene Pus10). Gene Ontology annotation, biological process: primary miRNA processing; tRNA pseudouridine synthesis; RNA modification. The record is from RefSeq and is a predicted model, not a curated record. Gene Ontology annotation, cellular component: nucleus; mitochondrion; cytoplasm. Gene Ontology annotation, molecular function: tRNA pseudouridine synthase activity; RNA binding; tRNA pseudouridine(55) synthase activity. NCBI's taxonomy places the organism in Eukaryota, Metazoa, Chordata, Mammalia, Rodentia, Muridae.
GGCCUGGUACUUUCGUUGUAAAGCCCUUGUUUCCUUGGGGAACAGAACGGCUGGACGCAGGAGGUGCGCUGUCUUUAGUCUUCCCCGUUCCCACCCAGGACUGAAAAGGGUUAAGUCUUGGCUGCAGCAUCUGGAGAGAAGUUGGAGCUGUUCAGUAUGUUCCCACUGAAGGAGGAGAACAGACGUGUGGCCCAGCUGCUGCUCAGGUCUGGCACCUGCCCAAGAUGCAUCUUCAGAUUCUGCGGCGUGGAUCUUCCGGCCCCUUACAAACGCCCAUACAAGGAGUUGCUCGAUGAUCUACAAACAUUUCUGGAAUCUGAGAACCGUGAGUUAAUUCUGGAAGGUCCAGACCCACCGUUGAAGAAGAUUCGUCUACACGAAGAUGGGGUUGAUACUUUGAGUGCAAAUGGAGAGGAGGGCGUCUCUGUUACUGAAGAUGAAAACAUGGCGGCCACGAAGCCUUCAAAUUGGAGAGUGUGCAAUGUUUGCUUAGGGAUUCUUCAGGGAUUCUGCGAGAAGGACUUUAUCACAGAGGUGUGCCAAAAGGUUGAAGCCUCUGGGUUUGAAUUCACCAGCGUGGUUUUAUCUGUGUCCUUCCCACCGCAGCUGUCUGUGAGAGAGCAUGCUGCAUGGUUGCUGGUAAAACAGGAAAUGGGAAAGCAGAGCCUGUCCCUGGGAAGAAAUGAUGUCGUUCAGCUGAAGGAAGCCUACAAGUGGAUAACUCACCCCCUGUUUUCAGAGGAGCUGGGAGUCCCCACUGAUGGGAAGAGCUUGUUCGAAGUGAGUGUGGUCUUUGCUCACCCAGAAACACUUCAAGACUGCCAUUUCCUAGGUGAAGUUUGCCCAGACUGUUUCAAACCAGCCAAAAACAAACAGUCAGUAUUCACCAGAAUGGCCGUUUUGAAAGCGUUGAGUAGGAUAAAAGAAGAAGACUUCCUCACGCAAUUUCCUUGUCCUCCAGACUCCCCCAAAACUAUAUGCACUGUCCUUGAAGUUGAAUGCACGCAUGGUGCUGUUUUCGUUGCUGGCAGAUACAAUAAAUACUCCAGGAAUCUGCCACAAACUCCUUGGAUAAUUGAUGGGGAAAGGAAAAUGGAAUCUUCGGUGGAAGAAUUAAUUUCAGAUCAUCUGCUGGCAGUAUUCAAAGCAGAGAGUUUUAAUUUCUCAUCCUCUGGACGAGAAGAUGUAGAUGUGAGAACUUUAGGAAAUGGAAGGCCCUUUGCGGUUGAGCUGCUGAAUCCUCAUCGAGUGCACUUCACUUCACAAGAAAUUAAGGAGCUGCAGCAGAAAAUUAAUAAAUCAUCUGACAAAAUCCAAGUCCGUGACUUGCAGCUUGUCACCAGAGAGGCAAUUGGGCAUAUGAAGGAAGGCGAAGAAGAAAAGACUAAGACCUACAGUGCCUUGAUAUGGACGAAUAGAGCCAUACAGAAGAAGGACAUUGGGUUCCUGGAUGACUUAAAGGACUUGAAGAUUGACCAGAAAACACCUCUGCGGGUCCUUCACCGCAGGCCUCUGGCUGUGAGAACACGGGCCAUUCACUCUAUGAAGACACACUACCUGGAUGAGCACCAUUUUCGUCUGCAUCUGAAGACCCAGGCAGGGACUUACAUUAAAGAAUUUGUACACGGAGACUUCGGGAGAACCAAGCCAAACAUUGGCUCUCUGAUGAACGUGACUGCAGACAUUGUUGAGCUAGAUGUGGAGGUAAAGUACUUUCUGGGGGAUGCACAUCUGAAAGCCACACUCAGCCAUUAGGUCUUCUGACAGUAAACCUGUCUCCAUAGGUAUUUUUAUAUGAAGGGUGUUUUGUGUAUUAGACUUAUUUUUUUUUUUUGUCUGUGAGUAUUUUGUCUGCAUGUGUCUGUGCCUGGUGCUCCCAGAAUUGAGAAGGAGGUGCUGGGUCCCCUAGAACCAGAGUUACAGAUGGUCGGUCACGAGCCACCACGUGGGUGCUGAGAAUGGGACGUAGGUACUGAGAAAGAGCAGCUGAUAACUCUUAACCACUGAGCAUUUCUCCAGCCCGAUACUGGAAGGAAUUAUCUUUGGAAUUCUUAUUAAAACAAACCACAAACCAGGAUCCCAUUUGAGAUACUUAUGGAUUAUAUAGCUAAUUUACUAGUUGGUAUCAGGUCCUGUCGUUUACUAAUUUACCUAUGGCGUCAGGUUAAAACCCUAAAGAAAACAAGGAAAUAAAGUUGUAACUGUGCCUCACACAUCCUUCCGAAUGCUAGGGUUACAUUUGUGUGUGUGUGUGUGUGUGUGUGUGUGUGUGUGUGUGUGUGUGUGUGAAGACCAUCCUGGUCUACACAAUUCCAGGACAGCCUGGGCAAUUUAGAGAUAGCCCCUCUCAAAUAUUGGGUUGGAUGGAUGAUUUUGGGGCUGGGCUCAUCUCAGUAAUGGCAGUUGCUGCCUAGGUUCCGUUAAAUUCAGUCCCUGGGAACCACACGGUAGAAGCAGAGACCCCACUCUCACGUCAUCAUGUGUCGUAGCAGGGGCACGUGUGUAUGCAUGAGCAUGCAUACACUCACACACACAUACAUACACGUGUUGGAAUUUAUGAAAGCUUUGUGCUGGGUAGACCUGUGCAGUGGUUCUCUGGCUUUUCUGCUGUUAGGGGAUCUGGAGCAUGAAGUGACCCAUGGGCUAGUGACCGCGUGUCUCAGUAAGCCACAGAAAGCUUUUGCUUUUGUUUGGUCCUAACUCGGCCCAGGCUGGCUUGGAACUUGCCUCGUGGCUGAGGCUAGCGUCUGCUGAUCUGUCCUGACUCGGACUGCCCAGCGCUGAGAGGACAGAUGCUCACCACUGCAUCCAGCAAGGCUUUUCUUAAGGCCCCACAGAGAAACUAAGACAGGGUGUGUUCAACCUGCCCGGAAUGUGAGUCUGUGUGUUUUGGUGUGUCUGGAAUGUGGCUGUGGGCUGGAAGAGAUUGCUUGCUCUAACUUUUAUCUACCAGAGCGGAGUGAGGGUGAGUAGCAGUGGAGACUAAUUGGAUUUAUUUAGUUCUUUGAUGAUAUGGGACAGGGUCUGAUAGAGCUCAGGUAGGCUGUGAACUUCCCAUCCUCCUGCCUCUGUCUCUGAAGUGCUAAGAUUCCAGGCACAUCUGUGACAUCUGGCUUGAGGAUGAGAAGAUGAGAAGAUAAUUGAUACUUUUCUGGUUCUGCUGAUUUUCUGAAUUUAUGUGUCUCACAUUUAGUCACAGGCUGCUUGAACCAUGUGCCAUUCUGGCCAACAGUGGUCCCACCGAGUGUCACCUAGUGACAUCAUACCAUAGUUUGAAUAAGUACACCGUGGUGUUUGCCCAGCGAUGGAGUCUCCGAAUGACACAUUUCUCAGCACAAGGCCCUACAGUUUUGCUAUGUUAAAUAGGAGGAUGGUAGAAUGAAGGAUGUCAAAGCAACAGUUUCCUUCUGAGGAGAAGUGUGGCUGCACAGCUUUGAAUUUGUUUAUACUUCACUCAUAACUGACAUUCUAGUUUUUCAGUUUCUUCUCUUAGGAGUUGAGAGGUCUAAUAGUGAUCAUGUCUCUGUCAGUUCAGAAAUGGGCCGCCAGUUUUGCUGCUCUUAGCAAGUGUAACCCCCUUACUUUAUGGUAAAACUGUCCCAGAGAUCCUUGCCGAGUUUCUGUGUUAACGGCUUGCCUUCCUCCCUUAGUCUGUAGAUGUUGACUGGCCGCCAGCUCUGGAUGACUAGCUGUCGCAUUUGACUACAGAGGGGUUCCUGGCAUGAUGUGGAAUAGUCUGGAAAAUGGCUGUUUACCCACCAUAGCGGUGUCUUCAAAACCACUUGGAUCAUGUUGAUCUGUUCCUAAAGUUCACUGUAACAUCUCAGGAUCUACGUGUACGCAUAUUUUGUGUUGUGUUGUUCUAAGAAUGUCUUAUGUUUUCUCAUUCCCUGUCUCAUGACCACAAAACCAAAAUAAGAGGAAUCAAACCAUUUUCCUUCUAAAUCGUGUUCCUUCGAGAGGCAUGCAGUGGGAGGCAUGCAGUGGGAGGCAUGCAGUGGGAGGCAUGCAGUGGGAGGCACUGUCAAUCAGGAGAGCUUCGAUCUCCUCCAGCACAGUCUCCUCCAGGAGGCGGUUCCUUUAAAGCAAUUUGCUAAGGCUAUGAGAUCAUCUGUGUAAAUGUUACAACUAGACUCAUGUGGAAGAGUUUCCUAGGAUAUUCCAACAUGUCAAAUGUAAAUCUGUAUUAAUAUUUCCCAAUUACCCUCCAGCAGGCUUCUAUUAUUAAUAGAAAUACUUUAAGGAAUGAUUUGUCAUAGUCCUUAUGACCUCAUGUUACUAUUUUGACAAUCGAAAAUUGUCAGUUUGUGUCUCCUGUAAAGGCAAGUGACAGCCUUACCACUGGAGGUGUACUCUAGACACUGCCUAUGUCUUUUGUCUUUAAGUAAACAGAAACAAGUGCCUUCAGUAACUUUUGUCCCAGGGUUACAAAUUUGAAAAUUUGAUUAUGCUAAACCAAUACAAGCUUAUUUAAGUGUUUCAGUUAUUUUCUAAUUUCAAGCACAAACAAGGAAACAAAAGUUAAAUGACACACUUAGUUACUCUUGUAACCAGCUCUGGUACUGACCAUUGUAUCUCCAGGAUCCUUUCUGUAAACCCUUGUCAGGAGCACCUGCCACACUGUGGAUGACAGUGCCCUCAAGAAUGCCAGUUAGGUUACAAAGCCAGGAGGAUGGCUUUUGGAAUUUGGAUAUCAAGUACCGCCCCCAAGAAGUGGCUAAUGUUUGUCUUAUAUGAUUUCAUAUAAUUGUCACUUGUAAUGGCAUGAUGGAGAGAAAUCUUAAAUAUAUAUUGAACCAGAAGAAGAAGAGUUAAUCAUUAAAAAUGCCAGAAGGGAAGCUCAAUAAAAUUUAGAUUUAAAUAAAACUUUCAUCAGUUAA